Messenger RNA from Hylaeus volcanicus, 1290 nucleotides. RefSeq lists its product as uncharacterized. NCBI's taxonomy places the organism in Eukaryota, Metazoa, Arthropoda, Insecta, Hymenoptera, Colletidae. Gene Ontology annotation, cellular component: mitochondrion; succinate-CoA ligase complex. The record is from RefSeq and is a predicted model, not a curated record. The coding region runs from base 1 to 1230 and encodes 409 amino acids. Gene Ontology annotation, biological process: succinyl-CoA metabolic process; tricarboxylic acid cycle. The transcript has 3 exons. Gene Ontology annotation, molecular function: ATP binding; succinate-CoA ligase (ADP-forming) activity.
AUGAAGUGUAAUCGAAUCACCAUGCAAAUGUUUAAACGACGUCCGGUUUUAUUGAACUAUUCUGCACAAAUAAGAAAUUUGCAUCUCCAUGAAUAUCAAUCGUUACAAUUAAUGCAAAAGUAUGGUGUAAUAUCACCACUUUAUGCCACAAUAUCCAGUUGUGACGAUGUAAAGCAAGCAUAUAAAACCUUCAAUACGUUAUCUGAUGUUAUGGUUAAGGCACAAGUCCAUGCAGGGGGACGAAAAUUAGGUUAUUUUAAGGAAAAUGGUUUUCAAGGAGGUAUUCAUCAUGCUACCUGUGAAGAGCAAGUGUUAGACUUAUGCCAGAAAAUGUUACAUAAAACACUUAUCACAAAACAAACAGGAACGGAAAAAGAACUGUAUUUUGCAAUUCUAAUGGAUCGUCAAACAGCGACACCUUUAUUGAUUGGUAGCACACAAGGUGGAACAAGUAUUGAAACAAUUUCUGAAAAAUUUCCUGAAUCUAUCAUUAAGCUCCCUGUUGAUAUCAAUAAGGGAUUAGAGGAUACUAGCCUUCACGAGUUUGUGGAAAAUCUUAAUAUAUCAAAGAAUUUGCUACCAAACGCGACGCACACUAUUAAAGGGUUAUAUCAAAUGUUUUUAGAAAAAGAUUGUUCUCUGGUUGAAAUCAAUCCUUUCGCAGAAACUAACGAUGGACGUCUUCUUGUAUGUGAUGCUAAAGUCACUUUUGAUGAUAACGCAAAAUUUCGACAAGCGGACAUUUUUAUGUGUCAGGAUGAAACGCAAGAAGAUUCCGACGAGUUGCAGGCUACCAAAUUAGGGUUAAACUAUGUUUCUUUAAACGGAUCUAUAGGGUGUAUUGUAAAUGGUGCGGGUCUUGCUAUGGCGACCAUGGAUAUUUUAAAAUAUCAUCAAGGUGAACCAGCCAAUUUUCUUGAUGUUGGAGGUGGCGCCAAUGUUUCUCAAAUAGUUCAAGCAUUCACGCUUUUACAAAAUAACCAAAAUGUGAAAGUUAUUUUUGUUAACAUUUUUGGAGGUAUUAUGCGCUGUGACAUUAUUGCACAAGCUAUUGUCACUGCUUUUAAACAAACGCAACUUACAAAACCAUUACUUGUACGCUUAGAAGGUACUAAUAAAAGCGACGCUAAGGAAAUAUUAAAUCAGUCAGGUCUUUGCGUCAUGACUGAAGAUGAUUUUCAAAAAGCUGCUAAAACUGUUGUGGCAUUAGCUCGUUCGACCAAUUACUAAAAAAGUUUGCUUUUUGAAUGCAUUUCUUCCUUUGAUUAAACAAAACAGUUUUGGAUGAUC